This is a messenger RNA of Didymodactylos carnosus, 588 nucleotides long. NCBI's taxonomy places the organism in Eukaryota, Metazoa, Rotifera, Eurotatoria, Philodinida, Philodinidae. The record is from the annotation of a GenBank genome assembly.
AUGUUAUUCCUUGUACUCCUAGUCAGUGUUUUUAUUCCUGCUUCUUCAACUGGCAAAUUACAUCCAAUUUUUGCAAGAGCCAAUGUCCAUUUCGAUGCAAGUGAAUCGGUCAUGGGUACUCUCUAUUUUAUUCAAGCACGUGAUGUGAGUCCAGUAAUUAUUCGAGGAACAUUAACCGGUCUGGAACCAAAUCAGACAUAUCACGGUUUUCAUGUGCAUGAGUUUGAAGUGAAUGAGGGUAAACCAAAUUGUACCGCUGCCGGUGGACAUUUCAAUCCGUCUAACCAACGUCACGGUGCACCCACUGCAUCACUUACACAACGUCACGUUGGAGAUUUAGGAAAUAUCUAUGCUGAUCAAUAUGGAAAUGCGACGAUUCUUAUUAGUGAUCCAAUAAUUAAAUUAGCCAAAGGUUCACAAUCGAUUUUAAAUCAUACAAUUGUUAUUCACAAAGAUGUUGAUGAUUUGGGUCUGGGUAGUUAUAGUGAUUCCCUUACAACAGGACACGCUGGUGCACGUCUAGGCUGUGGUUUUAUUCGUUCAACUUCGAUGACGAUUCCAGAUGCAUUUAAAAUUUUCUUAUCUUAA